CAGCUGCGUGUCUGACAAAUAUCUAUCGCGUUUCAGGACGGUAUCAGUGGUUUUCCGUUCGGUCUGUCUGCUGUGCUCAGUUCGUUUUCAUCAUUCUUCAUCGUCAAUCGUCAUACCGGUGCGAAUAUUGCAAUCGUACGGGCACGGCACAAGACAUAGCAGAGUGUAUCUACCAGUGGUCAAACAUUUUGCAUACAAUAAUCUAUUGCAUUUUGUUAGUGAACUGCCUUAUCAACUAGGUUUUUCAAAUAUCGGAAAAGUUUGCAGAGUAGUUGAGUAACUCGGUUUCAGUGAUAACUUGAUCAACUCUGUGCAAUGGGUGAAAAGAAAAAACCUGCCUACAUCCAGUACCUUUUCGGUGGUCUUUCUGGAAUUGGAGCAACAUGUGUGGUGCAACCGUUGGAUCUGGUGAAAACGCGCAUGCAGAUAUCCGGUAUAGGAGGCGCAGUCAAAGAGUACAACAACACAUUCGAUGCCAUUGCCAAGAUCAUCAAGCGCGAGGGCACCUUUGCGCUGUAUAAAGGUUUGAGCGCCGCAAUCAUGCGUCAAGCGACAUACACUACCACCCGGCUAGGUGUGUAUACAUCGCUUAAUGACGCCUACAAGCAAAAAAUGAAUCGAGCCCCCAACUUGCUGUAUUCGAUGGCCAUGGGCAUGACAGCCGGUGCCGUUGGGUCCUUCGUUGGCAAUCCCUGUGAACUGAUUCUCAUACGAAUGACAGCGGAUGGUCGGCUACCGGUGGCCGAGCGAAGAAAUUAUACGAAUUUCUUCAAUGCUUUCUUCCGCAUUGCUAGAGAGGAAGGCGUUUUAGCGCUAUGGCGUGGAUGUAUUCCUACCAUGGGUAGAGCUAUGGUUGUCAAUGCAGCGCAGCUUGCUUCCUAUUCUCAAGCCAAAGCAUAUCUCGUUCAGAGCGGGUAUCUGAAAGAAGGCAUCGGAUUGCACUUUACCGCUAGUAUGUUUUCUGGUCUAAUCACCACCGCGGCUUCGUUACCGGUAGAUAUUGCGAAAACAAGAAUUCAGAACAUGAAAAUCAGUGCCGGCGAACAGCCUCCCUAUAAAAAUACAAUCGAUGUCAUAGUGAAAGUUAUCCGACACGAAGGUGUUUUCGCCCUCUGGAAGGGUUUCACCGCGUACUACGCUCGCCUUGGGCCACAUACGGUGCUAACAUUUAUAAUUCUCGAGCAACUGAACGGCCUCUAUAACACUCACGUGAUGGGUGGCAAAGGACCGACCUCCGGAUUGUGAGAAGCAGAUCAAACACUCAAGAUCCCGUCCAGAUCAAAAACGAACAUACCAAUCAAGCAAGAUAUAAUAAUAUUAGAAGAUGCAGUUGCCUUGUUGCAUUUCAUAUACACAACGACGAAAUACGAGUACAUUUGCAUUCAUUACAUACUUUCCGCCGGAAAACAAAACUUUUAUUUUAAUAAUUGUUUAUUUUAAAUAUAUCAAGCGGUUUUGUCUAUUUUAUUGCCCUCGGAAAAUACUGCCAACAGCUAGAGGCAUGUGAACCCGCCAAGAAAUAGUCGCACAAGUUGAAUGCAAUUCAAAUCAUAGUUAGAUCCAGUUUCUGGCAGAGAGCCAAUAAGCUCAAACAGAUGGGUGCAUCGUAUAGCGCCGUUUACUGUUUACCGUUUACCAAGAAUUAGACAAUCCCAGAAGCAUUGAAAUUCUACCGCGAUCAGGGCGAAUGUAAAUUUUACAAACAAGUUAUACCGAUUAUAUUGCACGAUAUGUAGGUAUUAGAUGAACAGUCGGAUGGCUGCACGCGUGCGUAUAUACUUCGCGGUCGAUUUAGUGUGCACUUGAACUCGAUGUGAAGCGGUAGAAUGUGUGAUGCGCAAAGAUGACAUUGCAGUGAAUGGAUUAAGUAUGGUAGGCAAUGUUAACGGACGCUUCUUAUAAUUUUUGU
Messenger RNA from Sabethes cyaneus, 1909 nucleotides. Its product is annotated as mitochondrial 2-oxoglutarate/malate carrier protein-like. The record is from RefSeq and is a predicted model, not a curated record. Gene Ontology annotation, molecular function: sulfate transmembrane transporter activity; oxaloacetate transmembrane transporter activity; thiosulfate transmembrane transporter activity. Gene Ontology annotation, biological process: malate transmembrane transport; succinate transmembrane transport; phosphate ion transmembrane transport. The coding region runs from base 316 to 1245 and encodes 309 amino acids. The transcript is spliced from 5 exons. NCBI's taxonomy places the organism in Eukaryota, Metazoa, Arthropoda, Insecta, Diptera, Culicidae.